Messenger RNA from Gossypium raimondii (Peruvian cotton), 1316 nucleotides. Its product is annotated as GDSL esterase/lipase At5g41890. Lineage: Eukaryota; Viridiplantae; Streptophyta; Magnoliopsida; Malvales; Malvaceae. Gene Ontology annotation, molecular function: hydrolase activity, acting on ester bonds. The transcript has 5 exons. The record is from RefSeq and is a predicted model, not a curated record. Bases 53 to 1177 code for a protein of 374 amino acids.
UAAUAUCAGCUGGUACAAAUCAUGCCAAGUAACAUUGGAGGUUGAAUGCAAAAUGGAGAGUUUUGAGGUUAUUUUAAAACCAAUUUGCCUUGUAAUACUAAUAGUUCUGUGCUUGCAUGCAAUGCCAAGUUCAUGUAAUUUCACGUCUUUCGUGUUUGGGGAUUCAUUGGUAGAUGCGGGAAACAACGAUUAUAUAUUCACCCUCUCCAAGGCUGAUUCCCCUCCUUAUGGCAUCGAUUUCACGCCUUCGGGUGGGCAACCUACCGGAAGAUUUACCAAUGGUCGAACAAUAGCCGACAUUGUAGGUCAAUCUCUGGGAGCCAAAUCGUUUCCACCACCUUACUUGGCACCAAACGCUGAAGCUCAGGCCAUCCUCAGGGGAAUAAAUUAUGCCUCUGGAGCUUCAGGAAUUAUGGAUAAAACUGGAUUUUUCUUUAUUGGAAGAAUUCCACUUGGGGAACAAGUGAGUAAUUUCGAACAAAAUCGAAUUUAUAUGGUGAAUGCGAUGGGUGAAAAUUAUACGAGAAAAUUUUUAAGGAAGGCAAUUUUUUCUCUCACAAUUGGGUCUAAUGAUGUAUUGAAUUAUAUCCAACUAUCUAUACCAUUUCUAAGACAUGACAAGGUCUCGCCCUCAACAUUCCUAGAUUUCAUGAUCUCUAACUUGACACUUCAACUCGAGCGAUUGCAUGAGAUGGGAGCUAGGAAGUUUAUUGUUGUUGGGGUUGGACCGCUCGGUUGCAUACCAUUUGUUCGAGCACUCAAGCUAUUGGGGAGGGGACAAUGCUCGAGUGCAGUGAAUACAUUGAUUCAAGCCUAUAAUCACAGAUUAAAAGAGCUUUUGAGUCGUUUAAAUCAAGAGAUGGGACCUGAAACCAUCUUCGUGUUUGCAAACUCCUACGAUGUUUUCAUGGACAUCAUUGCUAACUAUCAUCAAUACGGCUUAGAGAACGCCAAUGACCCAUGUUGCGGUGGGUAUUUUCCGCCAUUCGUUUGCUUUAAGAGCAGCGACGCUAACACCUCAGCUUUGUGCGACGAUCGAUCCAAGUACGUGUUUUGGGAUGCGUAUCACCCCACCGAAGCUGCUAAUCUUAUCAUUGCGAAACAAUUGGUAGAUGGGGAUGAAAACGUUAGCUUCCCAAUCAAUAUUCGCAAGCUUUACAACUACAAUAAUUCCUAGUGGCCUGCAUGGUUGAGGAAAGGUUCACAAUGUUGUGAAAUGUAUUUAAUGCCAAUCCCUUUGUUGAACUUUCCCAAUUUGAAAUUACACCAUGUGCCGUAGCCAGCUAUAAUCAACUGUGAUUCUCUUCAGUUUCAAA